AAAAAAUCUCGUAGUGAUAAGGUGUGAAUAAUGAAAAGAGGACCAAUUUCUAACACAGAGUUUGAAUUUGAAGCCACACCAACAAUGGCGAUUUCAACUUCGGAGUGUUCAUUGGCUUCCAUUAACAAUUGCAGAAAGCCCCACAAGUACAAUUUCACAUCAGUUUACAAAUCGCUUUCUUUUCUCUCUGUUUCAUACACCAAUUCAAGCGUUCUCCAUGUGAGCUGCUCCACCACUUGCUCUUCUGAUCACCAAGUGCUCGAAGAAACACCCACCGAUUUGCCAGUAGUGCAGCUGGAUUUCACAUUCCAAGAAUCUCAACAGGUUCAUCAAGAUCAGAGUUCCAAGAAUUUAAACGAAACUCUAUGUGGGUUAUUACAGAAUCCUCAGACUGAAAAACUGGCAUUUGAGUAUUACAAGAAAGCCAGAGAAAACCCAGAAUUCAGGCCUGAAAGGUCAAUGUUAAGGCUUCUAUUCAGGUACUUGGAACAAUCAAAGAACUGGGAUUUGAUUUUGUUAGUUUUUAAGGAUUUGGAGAGUUAUCAUGUUCUGCCAGAUGCUUAUACCUGUUCAGGAUUGAUUACUAGUUGUAUUUCAGCAAGAAAGUUUAGGGUUUUACAGGGGUUACUCGAUGUUGUUCAAUUUGAUAGUACUAUUGCAAUUUUGGCAUUUGAUUCUGCAAUGAAAGGCUACAACAAGCUACAUAUGUUCAAGUGCACUAUCGAUGUGUACGAUAGAAUGAACUCGGCUGGAAUUUUUCCUAAUUCUGAGUGUUAUUGCCAGAUAAUGCAAGCUUGUGGAAAAAUUGGUGACAGUGAGAGAGUUGUGCAAUUGUUUUGUGAAUGUCAAAGUAGAAAGUUAGAGACAUCACCCUCAGUUUCAAGGAAGAUGUAUAAAAUACUGAUUGAUUCAUUAGGGAAAUCGGGUCGAGCCUUUGAAGCUCUUGAGUACUUCAGAGAUAUGACAAAGAAAGGGAUUGUGGGGGACUCUUUUGUUUAUUCCUCAUUGAUAUGUUCUUUUGCAAGAAAAAGAGAAGUAAAAAUUGCAGAAGAGCUCUUCAGAGAAGCAGGAGAGAAGAGAAUGUUACGGGAUCCGGAGUUGUUUUUGAAGCUAGUGCUGAUGUAUAUUGAAGAUGGACUAAUGGAGAAAACUCUUGAAGUGGCCAGGGCAAUGAGAAUGGCAAAUUUAAAGGUCUCUGAUUGCAUAUUUUGUACAAUUGUGAAUGGCUACUCGAAAAGGAGAGGGUUUCGGGUCGCAAUUAGGGUUUACGAGAAACUGGUCUCGGAGGGUUUCAAACCAGGACAAGUGACUUAUGCAUCGAUCAUUAAUGCCCAUUGCCAAAUUGGGCUUUAUUCAGAAGCUGAAAUGUUGUUUUCAGAGAUGACACAAAAGGGUUUUGAUAAAUGUGUUGUUGCAUACUCUAGUAUGGUUGCAAUGUAUGGCAAGACAGGGAGGUUAAAUGAUGCAAUGAAGCUAGUUGCCAAAAUGAAAGCCAGAGGUUGUCAGCCAAAUGUGUGGAUUUACAAUUCUCUAAUGGAUAUGCAUGGGAGAGCGAAGAAUUUCAGACAAGUCGAGAAGCUAUGGAAGGAAAUGAAGCGACGAAAGGUUGCGCCCGAUAAGGUCAGCUACACUACCAUUAUAAGUGCAUAUAACUGGUCUAGGGAGUAUGACAUGUGUGUGAGAUACUACCAGGAGUACAGGAUCAAUGGAGGUACCAUAGAUAAGGCUAUGGCCGGAAUCAUGAUUGGUAUUUUCUCUAAGAUAAGCCGGAUUGAUGAAUUGGUGAAGCUUCUUCAGGAUAUGAGAUCGGAAGGGACACCAUUAGAUGGGAGACUUUACUGGUCUGCUUCCAAUGCUUUGAGGGAUGCAGGGCUUGAAAAUCAAGCCAAAUGGUUGCAAGAGAACUUGGGGGCUCGUGUGACAUCAAGACAGGUUCUAUGCUAGCUUCUUCAAUCAUUCAAAAUGUAACCUGUACAGUUCAUUACUAGUUGAAGAAAGGAUUCAUUGAAUUAUUAUCGACUUUGGAUCAAAUUUCUUGGUCAAAGUUCUCUUCUGCAUACCGGUGGCUGUGUUUAGGCCAAAGUUGUUUUAUUUUCUAAUUCUCUUUCAUUUUUACAUGUUGGAUUUUGUCUCAGUGGUAGGUGAAGUUGUUAUUUAAUUCUUAUAGGUGAUCUAGAUCCAGGUCUAAAGGGCCGCAUCCCUUAUGGGUUGCAUUUUUUGUUAGUUCGAGUAUACGUUUGUAUUAAUGUCAAUGAAUCAAUUAUGUGCUUAUAUUUUUGGGUUGUACUAUUUUUACCACCAU
Tripterygium wilfordii is the source of this 2302-nucleotide messenger RNA. Its product is annotated as pentatricopeptide repeat-containing protein At5g13770, chloroplastic. The record is from RefSeq and is a predicted model, not a curated record. The transcript has a single exon. Gene Ontology annotation, molecular function: protein binding. Lineage: Eukaryota; Viridiplantae; Streptophyta; Magnoliopsida; Celastrales; Celastraceae. Bases 31 to 1944 code for a protein of 637 amino acids.